This is a messenger RNA of Panicum virgatum (switchgrass), 1076 nucleotides long. RefSeq names its product dehydrin Rab25-like. Lineage: Eukaryota; Viridiplantae; Streptophyta; Magnoliopsida; Poales; Poaceae. The transcript has a single exon. The coding region runs from base 206 to 823 and encodes 205 amino acids. Gene Ontology annotation, biological process: response to water. The record is from RefSeq and is a predicted model, not a curated record.
CAUGCGUGCGCGCGUGUCCUCCCGCACGUGCCGACCUGUCGCCCUGUUCCUCGUACAUAUACACGGUACGGGCACAUUCAUCUCGCCUCCAUUCCCAUCCGGCACAGCCACGAAAACAACAGUCGCCGGCACGCUCGCCGUCCGCCGCACAGAGAGGGAGGGGCAAGAAGCUCGUCGCAAGAGGUAGGGUAGGGAGGGGGCAGCAAUGGCGGAGUACCAGGGGGAGUACGGGCACCCGUACCCGCGCGUCGACCAAUACGGGAACCCCGUGCCGCCGGUGGACCAGUACGGCAACCCCGUCCCGAGGGAGCCGGCCGCCGGCAGUGCUCCCCUGUACGGCGCUGGCGACGCCGCGGGCGCGGGGUACGCGGCGGCGGCGCCGGGCGAGUACGGCGCGGGGGCGUACCCGCACGAGGGCGUCGGUGGUGGUGUCGCGCCCGGCGAACCGGCGCUCGCGUACGAGGGCAUGGUCGGCGGCGGCGGCGCGGGGGCGGCGGGCAUGGGAGGCCAGCUCGAGCCGGCCGUGGUGGUGGAGGAGAUCACGUUCGGCAGCGCCCAGCUGCAGCCGGCGCGCUCCGGCAGCUCCAGCUCCAGCUCCAGCUCGUCCUCGGAGGACGACGGGCAGGGCGGGCGGCGGAAGAAGAAGAGCCUCAAGGAGAAGAUCAAGGAGAAGCUCCCGGGCACCCACAGGCACGAGGAGCGCGGCAAGCAGGCCGGGCAGCACGCGGCGCCGGCGGCCACGGGGACGCAUGCAGCGGGGGCGCACGAGAAGAAGGGCCUCAUGGACAAGAUCAAGGAGAAGCUCCCGGGACACCACCACUGAGCGAUCGUCGGCUGGGUUUGGGAGCGUCAUGUCGCUAGGGGUGUGUGUAUCAUGUCCAAGUUCGGUCGGUCUGCCGUGUGCUCGUGUUUAUGCGUGCAGCGUGUGUUCUGAUCUGUCGCACUAGUUCGUAAUAGUAUAUGUGUACUGCUGCUUGUAAGGAUUUGGGUACGUAAGAAUUUCGUUUAGGUUUGGUUCGAGGUAUUUCGGGGAUGCGUCGUGUCUGUAGUCAUCGAUCGAGAUGUUGGCUUUUCUC